UUACCUUCUGGUCAGCAGCAGUGAUUUGGCGCCACCUAGAGGACGUAACAGGGAAACGACAGUAGCAUUAGUUAGCCUCUUAAAGGGGCUAGCCUAGGGAUGAUACUCUGGCUAAACUAAUCUAGGAGGUAUUUCAGAAAGGAGAAAAUGGAUAAAAUAACACAAGAAGAUAUCCGUCCACAAACUGAGAGAGAGCUUACAUCACCGCUCUCCCCCAAACGACCAAGGACAGAUUGUACAGUGACAAACAACCGCAGUGACAAAAGCAGGUUUGACUUUCCAGAGCUUUUAACAUUUCGGAAAACCAUUGUCUGCCCAUCAUCAACAAGUAUCUUGCAGGAAAAUCCAGGACUAGUAUGCAUAGCAGAAUGUGGGGAUAAUGAAGAUGAAAAAACUCAUGAGCAACCACAAGACGCUCAAUUAAUUGUCACCCCUAUUACUAGGUUGACACACACUGACGAUGCACACAUAGGAUCCUCUGAAGUCUGUUUGAUCGCUGCUGAGAGACGCUUCUUCAAACUUCUGCUGAUAGAUGAGCAGCCUCCAGUUACUGCAACUGACAUACUCAGCUCAUACCCAGCAGAUGAUGCAGAUGGGGCAUUAGCAGAGUCUCACACUUCAAAAGACACCAGCGCCGACACGUCCAGUCAUCCUGAUUGCAAACGGCUGGGGAAAUCACUUGAGGACGAGCCCCCUGGUGGUUGCAGUUUUCACUCUGGGAAUGACGAAGAUGGGAGACAGGUGCAAAAUAGUGUCAGUCAAAUCCAAGCAUUCACCCUUUUAAGUGAUGAGGGGGUCAGAUGUCAGCCUGAUUGCACUCAUGAAGAUGCGCUACAUGACACAGGUUUCUAUAAUACAUUGAGCCAAUCUGCAGAAGGUGAAAAGAGUAAUCAGAAGAGGGAUGAGCAUGGAGCAUUAAGUGAGAAUAUCCUUUUCAGCAAGGAAAAGGAAGAGGGUAACAGUCCCAUAUCUUCUACUGAUUAUGCAGACUCUAAAUCAUUCUACUCAAACCCUGAAGAGCAACCCUCUGGGAACUUGGCAGAAUGUGUAAAAAAUGAGGAAAAAAUAUUAGAAUUGCAGAUUUGUGAAAAUGAAAAUGUUCCCGUCUGCGAUGGGGCAACAAAAGGCCAAGUUAAUGAGAAUGGCAUGAGGAAAAACUCUAUGCCUUCUGCUGCUGAAUGUGCUGAGGGAUCAAUUGUUUCUUAUGAUGUGGUAUCAGCCAGAUAUACUGCAACUGAGAGUCUUGAAGCUGACGACUUCAGUGGGGCAAAAAGAGAACAUGCUGCUGGCGAGAUGAUAGCCAAAGCUCGGAGUGUAACGGCUGAUCACACAACAGAGACUCCGAUGCCCGCACGAAUCAGUCAAGGGCCUGCUGAAGGAGAUAAUGAUGCAAGCCCUUUCAGUGUAAUUGACCCUGCUAUCUGGAGUGAAACUGACAGGGAGGCUAAAGAGAAACGCUGUAACUCAGAGAGCGCCACAGGUGUAGAAUUAUAUCCAUCAGUAAAAGUCUGCGAGAUGGAAACACCUCUUCCACUCUGUUCCGACGUCCGGCUAUCACAGGAGAUUUCAGCUCCGGACCAGACUGGGCAGUUAAGUCACCAAAGCGGAACAGAGCAGUGCAAAGAUGAAAAAGAGGACUUAUGGCAGUCGUAUGCAGAACCGCAGGCUUGUCCCAUCAACACCAACGAAACACACAACAAGACUGGCAGUGAAGGCAGCUGUCGUUGGAAAUCCAGUCCCAGCAGCAGUCCAGCAAAGCCUCCUCCUGCAGGGGAUGGAGGACAAGAAAGCCAUGAUACUGUGGGACAUCAGUUGAAUGAGCAGGAUGGCUGUGUUCCUGUCAGUCCCGACCACCUGAAGACACAGGAGGUUGAAUAUUUACAGACUGAAAUUGCCAGAAUGGACGGGGCAACUGAGAUGAAAAAAAGAGAGGGAAUGACAAGUUUUGAAGAAGAAAUAAGAACUGUUGAACAUGGGGAAUCAGAAAACUCACCAGACUUAGAAGAAAAACUGCUGCAACAAAAUGAAAAACACGUAGGAGACGCAAUUGGAAUAUCAACUGGUAAUUCCAUCACAUUACCACAUAUUGACGAGGAACUGGGAAAUAACCAUGGAUGUUUGUCUGAUCACCCAUACAGCGCUGUAAUUUCAACAAUGGAAGGGACAACAGAGGAAAAUGAAAGAAAAGAAGAAGCAGGUGUUGGAGAAGAAACUGAUGUGCAUAGUAACUCAGAGAUAUCCGUGAAAUCAGGGGAUGCUCAUCAGCAACAAAGUCAACAGAAAGGAGACAUGACUGAGGAACGUAUCAGUGAAUGCACAGAGAGCAACAUGAGUAAAAGUGGCCACAAAUUAACCAGUCAACAACAAGAAAACAAGCUCAGUUGUGUCUGUGACUACCAACACAGAGCUGAGACGUUCAUUAUUGAAAUGAAAGACGACCUUUUGGCUUUCACGUUUCCCCCAAUAGGUGAUGCAGUUGUGCCAGGGCCACAUGAAUUACUCCAUUCACAAAAUGCAGACGACAACCCCACAGCUCUAAAUUGUCAUGACAGAUUUUCCCCAGUGCCAUCUGCCUUCACUUUCAACGACAGCAUGCCGGGGGGUUUUGACACUUUCGAGAAGAUCCAGCUCUCACUAGAUGAUGAUGAUGCUGGCCUGAGCAACAGCCCUCUCCUCACCAGCCUACCCGGGCAGCUGUUGAAAACACCCCAGCAACAACUUAUUACUUCUAUGCCAGAGGCAGAGAGCCGUGAGCAUGAUGAGGUACCAGAAGAGGAGGAGGAGGUGGAAGGAUUUGAGUGUCACACUGAAAACACGGCAAAGGGAUUUUCAAGCAGUGACACCAGGUGUUAUGAAUUCCCAAACUUUAUAUCAGGAGCAGAUGUCAUUUCUCUCAGACGGCCAGAGCAACAGCCUAACUGUGAAUCAGCUUAUAAUUCCCCCGAGUGCUUCCAGGAUGACUUAAACCUACAGUUAAUGUCCUCCACUGUUCUCUCCAAGAGCCACAGCUCAGCCUCUGAUGUGAACAACAUCCCCAACUUUGAGAUGAAAAAACAAUUUGACAUGGUCUUGAAAGAGCUGAACUUGUAUUUCGCUAUCAGUAUAAGCGACUUUGCAAGUGACAGUAGAGCGUCAUCACCUGAGCAGUGUAGUGAUAUAUCUAAAGCCUUGGAGGGCGACACUUCAAACUGCAAAGAACAUCUCAGCAGCCCAGAACUAGGACACCUCAGAGACACUACAUCAGAUGAUGCUGAUGAAGACCGCAGCCUGGAAAUGUGUGGAGGUGAUCCAGUGGUUGCUUGUACCUCUGGCAGCUGUGACGGCGAGCAGGAGGUGCCCCUUGGCAGCCAUCUGUGCCAAGAAACAUCCAUGUACACUGCAGAGAAACACAAAGAGCCCCAGGAGAUGGAGCAGAAAAGGGGAACGUGGUCUCCGUCCUUCGUGUGUCAACCAUUCUUGGAACAGCUGAGCCACAGACAGCCGGAGCAAAUCAGGAGACUGGAGCCUCUGAGAACAUGCACACGGCCGAUCCGGGUCGGACUUUCAAAGAGAGCCAAGACCAAACACCUCCACCGUCCCCACCCCUACAAGUGAACAUCGCAAAUGCAAUCAAGGUGAAAUGCAUGACUGUUAAUGAAGGUCUUCUUGUUGCCAUGUGCUGAAAAUGUUAUUUUCAGAUUUUCAGUAUAUUGUUCAUGGCUUUCUUGUGCUUCUACUCUUUCUUGUUUUUUGUGAGUGGUUCUGGUUCUUGUACAUUUGUACAACUGCCUCUUUAUUCAGGGGAUGUUGAAUCACAUUUAUACAUUUUCAUGCAUCCUCUCACGGGAGGUUCCCAUAUAAUAACAGUCUGCUGC
This is a messenger RNA of Sebastes umbrosus (honeycomb rockfish), 3854 nucleotides long. RefSeq lists its product as uncharacterized. The coding region runs from base 148 to 3594 and encodes 1148 amino acids. The transcript is spliced from 5 exons. Lineage: Eukaryota; Metazoa; Chordata; Actinopteri; Perciformes; Sebastidae. The record is from RefSeq and is a predicted model, not a curated record.